AUGGAUAGCUUGCGCUGCACCACCCACAGCUCCAACCACACACCCCAUAUCCAGUGUAAACCAGAAGGAAUAACACCGGGAGGUAUGUGGAUGGGAACUACGUUUCAUCAACGGAGUCGGCCCACACUUCUUCACAGGCAAACACAAGCACGCUGUAUUUGGGAAAUCAAUCGCACACAAGGCGGCGGCUGGACCGUAGUCCGCUCCACACUGGGUGCAUGGAAUCACUCUUUGAUCCUAACACGGCCACAAGAGCCGUGCACCCCGUCCCCUCCAGCAAGGACGAACUGUGUUCUAGAGCCA
Molecule: messenger RNA, 303 nt
Organism: Dicrocoelium dendriticum
Lineage: Eukaryota; Metazoa; Platyhelminthes; Trematoda; Plagiorchiida; Dicrocoeliidae
Source: the annotation of a GenBank genome assembly